AGUCCCUGAAGCUUUUUCGUAAUGAAAAUACUAGUUUUUUUCGCGUUUUUUGUGGGGUACGCCCGUUGUUGCGGAAGAGUACCUAGUUAUUACGAAUCGUCGAAACUUAAAACUCCAGGUGACAAUGGGUACGAAAUUAAAAUUAACGAUAAUCCAGAGAAAUACGUUCCUGGCAACAUUUAUACCAUGUAUCUAAUGGCUCCUCGACAUCCCAACAGCAACAGGUUAAGGAAAUUCCAGAUAUUCUCCGUUAGUGUGGAAUCGACAUUCAAUCACACCGAUUCACCCCAAAAUGUGGGGAGUUUCCAAUUAUUCGGGGACGAUUUAGCGACUUUCGAUGAAGAUUGCAUUAACACCGUUUCUGAAACUAGUUCUACACCGAAGAGUGAGGUGUUUUUCAUGUGGUCAGCUCCUCCACCGGGCUCGGGAUGCGUUACAUUCAAAGCAAUGGUGUUAGAAGACUCCUUAACAUGGUUCUCCGAAGACGGCAAGCUAACCAAAACCCUCUGCGAACAAACCGAAAAAGACAUCGAAAAAAACGACGAUUGCUGCGCCUGCGACGAAGCCAAAUACAACCUGGUCUUCGAGGGCAUCUGGUCGAGCCGCACGCACCCCAAGGACUACCCGACGCUGCUCUGGCUCACCCACUUCUCCGACGUCAUAGGCGCUUCUCACGAAAGGAACUUCAGCUUCUGGGGCGAGGACCAAAUCGCUUCCGAAGGAUUCAGAAGCCUUGCGGAAUGGGGAUCCGUCAGGUUAUUGGAAACUGAACUAAGAGCCAAGAGCAGAUACCUGAGGACCAUCAUCAAAGCGGCCGGACUGUGGUACCCCAACGUUAACACCAACACUUCCACCACUUUUAAAGUUGAUAGAAGGCACCAUUUGGUAUCUUUAGCUUCUAUGUUUGGUCCUUCGCCUGAUUGGGUUGUUGGUAUUAAUGGACUAAACUUGUGUUUAAAAAAUUGUACUUGGAAGGAAAAAAUGACGAUUGAUUUGUAUCCAUACGAUGCUGGUACCGAUAGCGGUAUAAGUUACAUGUCACCAAACGCAGAAACUAGUCCCAGAGAAAAAAUGUACAGAAUAACAACCACUUAUCCGGAAGACCCAAGAGCACCAUUUUACAAUCCCUCUAAAAAGGAAAUUCCUCCCUUAGCCAGAAUGUAUCUAACCAGAGAACAAGUUAUACCAAAGAACUGCGACGACAGUUUUCUCAUAGCUCAAUUGGACGUUAGCGAAAACACCGAGGACACUUCGAGGCCUGAAUGCGGUGUUACUGAAUACACCGACUGGAGCGAAUGUUCGGUAACCUGUGGAAAGGGUCUUCGCAUGAGGACGAGAAAUUACAUCAAGCCCGAUACUGCUAAAUUGAGUGGAUGCAACAGGCAGUUGAUUUCAAAGGAAAUGUGUGUGGCAAGCGUUCCUGAGUGUAAAGAAGACGCGAAAGCAGAUUCUCAAGAAAUAGAUUCCUUAGACAAUUCUGAAAUCUGCGCUGUAACAGCCUGGAGCGCUUGGUCCUCUUGCUCAGAAAUUUGCGGCGAAGGCCACAAAAUGAGAACCCGCAAAUUCAUAAACAAAUCCGGCAUAAAGAAGUGCCCUCAUGUUACAAUAAUGGAAAAACUACUUUGCAAGAUCAGAGAUUGCAGACCAGAUGAAAUCUCUGCCACAGAUCCCACGUGCCCCACGACCCAAUGGAGCGACUGGAGCCCUUGCAGCGCUUCCUGCGGCAAAGGUAUCAAAAUGAGAACCAGGCUCCUGCUGGUCGAACCUGCAAGACAGCAGGAAUGUAGCAGUCGCGUCGAGCUCAUCCAGCAGCUGCCUUGCGAAGAUGUACCCAGCUGCGUCAUGGACAUGAAUACUGCCAAAGUUGUUUGUAUGCAAGAUGGUGAUAUAGGACCUUGUCAAGGAUAUUUCAAUAGAUGGUGGUUUGAUGCUACAAAGCUUAAAUGCUUCCCAUUCGUUUAUGGUGGAUGCAGAGGAAACAGAAAUAACUUUUUGACUGAACAGCAGUGCUUGGAAACAUGCAAGAUUGUCAAAGACGCAAUUACUGGAACAUUGGACCCUGCAAGUCAAAUAAGACAGAACACUAGACUUGAAUCGAGAGAUUGUAUUUUAACUGAAUGGUCCGAUUGGAGUCCUUGCAGUACAUCAUGCGGACGAGGAUUCAGAGAAAGAUAUAGAGUAGUCAAGGAGCGGGCUGUUAAUGGAGGAACAUGUCCGAACAGUUUGUUCCAGAGAAGAGGAUGCUUCCUAAAGGCAUGCUAUUGAUGAUGUGAAUUCGAAGAAAUUUAGUUAUUAGGGUUUUUUUUUUAUUUUAAUGUAAUAUUACCUGCUUUAUUUGCAGUGAACGUUAAAUUCAGUAGUCUGUAUAUGAACAUAUAAAACAGUGUUGCGUAAUAUAAAAUCGUUAAAAAAAAUGUUUUGAAGAGUACCCAAAUUGUAUCAAAAUACCGGACAUUAUAAUAUGUUGAUAAAAUUAUUAAUAAAUUUAAAAGC
Molecule: messenger RNA, 2493 nt
Organism: Phyllotreta striolata
Lineage: Eukaryota; Metazoa; Arthropoda; Insecta; Coleoptera; Chrysomelidae
Source: the annotation of a GenBank genome assembly